CAGGCUCUCCAUCCCACAACCCUAAGAUUGUGACCUGAGCUGAAAUCAAGAGUUGGCUGCUUAACCAACUGAGCCACCUGGGCUCCCCUUUACUUAAAUUAUUUUAGAAAUCUUUGUUGUAUCAGAAAAAUAUGUCAGACCUUUUAUUGGAAUUGUGUUAUGGGUAUAUUAAUUUGAGGAUCGUGGACAUGUUUUCAGUAUCCAUCUCCUUGUCUGGAACAUGGGAUUUCCUGAACGGUUCACACAUUGUUUAUCGAUUGUAUUUAGAUAUUUGAUGUUCAUUAUAAGUAGAACUUCUCCUUUAAAAAAUGUUUUUAAAGAGAAGUUUUUGCUGGUACAUGAGAGUGUGAGUGACCUGUUGAUGUUUACCUACUAUGUGGCUACUUAAUGCUUUCAGUUCUAAGAUUCAUGCUAUAGAAUCUUAGUUUUUAGAGGAUUUGCUGGCUUAGAUAUUUUUAGACAAGAGAGUAUAUAAUCUUAGCAUGUCAAAACUGAGCAGAAAAUAGCACUGUGACCUGCUUGGGCCUUUCAGAAACUGGUGCCAUCACCCAGAACACACUGGAGGUCCGUGCGGUCUAAGGAGGGUCUUCUGGUGCCCCCAAGACUGUGAUUCGUAGGAAUGUUUCCAUGAGCUCCACCUCAGGGGUGUGUGUCGUGGUGGUGACGUCACAAAGCAGCGCAAUGCUGUAGUGAGGAGAAGCUCCUGAGGUGACCGUGAAACUGCACCAGGAGCUGCUGUUUGGUGUGUGGUCGUGUCGUCGCGAGGAGGUCUUUUUAUGGUCUCUGUCCUCCAGGAAAAACAGCCUGGGAUCCCGUCUAGAUGGAAGCGUUGCAGGUGGUGUUGACUAAGAUAACGCGAACUGGCCCUUCUGCUUGGGAAACCAAGAAGAUUCUGGCAGUUUCUUUUGCUCCUCUGAUCCAGCCCUGUCAUUCAGAGUCCGGAAAAUCAAGACUUGUCCAGUUACCACCACUGGCCGUGCGAAGCCUCCAGGACCUGGCUCGUAUCACCAUCCGGGGCACCAUUAAAAAGGUCAUCCGUCAGGAAACAGUGAGCAGCAGCGGAAAUGGACUGAAGAACACUCCCAGGGCCAAGCGAAGGAGAGUGCGCCGCCGUCGCAUGGAAACGAUUGUCUUUUUGGACAAAGAGGUAUUUGCCAGUCGGAUCUCCAGCCCCUCUGACGACAACAGUUGUGAGGACUUGGAAGAAGAACAACGAGAGGAGGACAGAGCCCCACCGGAAUCAAAGCCGGUCCCGCCAGUAAACUUCCUACGCGAGAAGGUCCUAAGCCUCCCUCUGCCAGAUCCCCUGAAAUACUACCUGCUCUAUUACCGAGAGAAGUAAGUCUGUGGGGACCAAACCAAGGCGGAGACCAAGCCUGAGCCCCACGCUCUCGCAGGAGUCGCCCGGGCACAUGCUGUGGGGAAGGAGAGCGUGGUCCUCUCCACCUUUCUGUGUUCAGUUUGUUCUUGGUUUUCCUCUAGAAUUCCAUUCAUUGGUAUCGUUUCAGUAAACAUAAUCUGACGAACAAAGUGCAUAGGAGAAUGUUUUCUCAAGAGGGAGAGAGUCUCCUGGAGAAGGGUGUUUGCUUUUUGCUCUGGUGAAACUCUGACAUCUGCACUCAGAGAUCCACCCAAGAGACACAUGUCUGCAUUACCCGUGAAGCAGUGAGGUUGAAAUUAACCUGUGUUGCUUAUAAAAUGUGAAAGAAAGCACAAGUUUGCAAGUGUGUAGUAUCUUUCCUGGGUGUGACACACCUGUGUCCACGUUAGAACUUUAUGGGAUCAACCUCUUAAUUACUGACACUGAGCUCCACUAACCCUUGUAGUUCUCUGGAGGGGGGAGCAUUAUUGAAAAGCUCUCCCUUAUUUUAAAUAAAUGUGAUUAAAUCUUAUGUGAGUUGUCGAUUGUAAUUUUAAAAGAGGGAAAUUGUGAUGGGGGAGGAGGAAUAAAAGUACCAAACUGCCAGAUGUCUCUCUGGAAUUCCAGAAUAAUUCCAGGAAUAUUUUCCUGACACCUUUUCUUACCUUUAGAAGAACGAAUGUCGGAUAAUCCCGUAGGAAAUACUCAAGAAUGAGACAAGUGUGUGUAAUAAGCCACGUUACUUUUACCCCAAGGGUAGGGAAGACUAUUGACCCAACCGUGAAUAUGCUAAAGGGUUUCUAAGGCCUGGAUGUGCUCGGUCCUCAGAACAGGUGGAAAGCAUUAAAACUGCGGGAAAUCCAGUGGGGACAAUGUUACAGACAGCCUGUGCUUUUUUUUUUAAACUUCAGUUGGCUAUUUUUCCGUAAUCACAUUAGAGUACUGAUUAAUAGAUUUUAUCUUUUGUAAUUCUGGAGAAAAAGACAUGUUAGUUUUCUAAUUCUUCUUACUAACAAAUAUAUGUAUUUUAGUAGCUCCAUUGCAUUAGAAUGAUGGUCUAACCGCCAGUGACUUGUGAAAUCUACCUUCUCCAGGCCCUUUGGGUUGAGCGCUCUCUGUCUUUACCAAGUUCUGGGCCUAGAAGAAAAGGCCAUCCUGUCGGAUGGCAGAAUGUCUUCAAGUUACGUUGGUCAUUCCAAAACACUGGUUCUUUUCAAACUUACUUUUUGUUCCCAAAGAAAAGAAUGGUAUGAAAUGUUAGCGAGAAACUCGAACUCAGAGUGCUGACGUUGGAUCAGUCAUCCAGAGUUUAUGACGAAUUUUAUCCCUUAGCCUCUUGGGUGUUGCUGAGCUUGAGUGGUCUUUGUGGUUUCACCAGCUGAACCGAGUUCUGGUAGUUUAUUUAUUUAUUUAAUUUCCUUCUUUCUUUUUAACCUUUUCUUCUUUUUUAAGUAACUGAAUCAUUUUUUUCACAGGAUACUGUGUGCAUGCAUAGCUGGGAAAACCUGUCUGUUGCCCUAGAUUUGAAAAUGUAAUCCUUUGUAAAGACAGUUACUUCACAGUCGUUCUUAACCUGGUUUUAACUGAAGGUCGAGCAUCUUUGGCUCAGAAGUGCAUGGUUUGUGUUUACUUGCGGUCACUUUGCAGUGCACACAUCUUUGCUGACAUCGUUCUAAUUGGUACAUAACAGUCUCUGCGAUACAUGGACGUUUGGAACAUAAUGUUAAAUACAUGGUAUUUGUGACAUCUGUUACACUAGGUGACUUGACUAAGUUGUUUAAUUGUAUGUGGGUUUUAUUUUUUUGAAACCACAUUUGCCUUUAUGCUAGACUGUAAUGCAUACGAUGUUUUUUCCUGUGUAUGUCAAACCUUUCCUAACAUUUGUGUUUGUAUUUACAUGUUGUCAGUUUGUGAUGUUUAAACCAGAAUUUGGUUGAAAGUAUAUAUAGAUGUAAUAUAUGUGAAAUAGUUUGGUGUUUAUCUUAUACACGUAGGGAAGAAUUGUAAGUGGGUUUUCCUGGGCUAAAGCGCCCCUCGCCAGAGUCCAGUAUGAUGCACACUACUGUCUGUUUCCUGACAGACGGGUUAUGUGUCGCCUGUAGCCUCCAUAUCGUAAACCACAUUCUAGACAACUGUUGACUUUUAUGUUUUGAGGGGUCUGUAUUUCUGUAUGUGAUUUUUGUCUUGAAAGUAGUAAAGCCAUAGACGUGUGCAAAGGAAAUAUCAAAUGUAUAAAUAUCAAGUAUGUAAUGUAAAAAUCAGCUGUGUAUGUAACAUUGCUUUUGCGAGUCUGGACCUUUCAGGGAAUUAAUGCCAGAAAUUUCAAACAAAAAUUGUAGUGAGUGGAUAUACGUUGGAUAAAUACAAAGGAUAUCAAUAAACAUAGUUAUGGCACUUGGGCCUUCUUGGCAUGGCUUGUGUUUCCUGUGUGGGAUUGAAAUUCUUGACUACAUAUUUUCCAAAAAUCUUUAAAAAUAAACUUUUUUAUUAUAAGC
This is a messenger RNA of Ailuropoda melanoleuca (giant panda), 3855 nucleotides long. Its product is annotated as protein-L-isoaspartate O-methyltransferase domain-containing protein 2-like. Lineage: Eukaryota; Metazoa; Chordata; Mammalia; Carnivora; Ursidae. The record is from RefSeq and is a predicted model, not a curated record. Bases 821 to 1342 code for a protein of 173 amino acids. The transcript is spliced from 3 exons.